ACAUAGUAGUAGACAAGGAACUAGAGGAAGAGACCGAGAGAGAGUGGACAUUUGUGUAAUGAGAGCUUUCGCCGUAUUGAAUCGGCGACGAUUUUCUGAACAAAUUUUGAAUCUCUCUCUGGCUUUUUGAGUACAUUGUACUCUUCAUCUUCUUUGGUUCAGAAACCGACGGCGUUUCUGAGCUAGAAACCGAUGGAGGCGCGUGCCGGCAUGGUUGCCGGAUCCUACAGGAGGAACGAGCUUGUCCGGAUCCGACACGAUUCCGAUGGCGAGCCCAAACCCUUGAAAAACCUGAAUGGACAGAUAUGUCAGAUCUGUGGUGAUGGGGUUGGACUUACUGAAAAUGGUGAUGUGUUCGUAGCUUGUAAUGAAUGUGCAUUCCCCGUAUGUCGACCUUGUUAUGAGUAUGAGAGGAAAGACGGAACUCAGUGCUGUCCACAAUGUAAGACUAGGUACAGACGACACAAAGGCAGUCCUCGUGUUGAAGGAGAUGAAGAUGAAGAUGAUGUUGAUGAUCUCGAGAACGAGUUCAAUUACUCUCAGGGGAAUAACAAGGCGAGACAUCUGCGUCAUGGUGAAGAGUUCUCAUCGUCUUCCAGACAUGAAUCUCAACCAAUUCCCCUUCUCACCCAUGGCCAUACGGUUUCUGGGGAGAUUCCUUGCGCUACUCCUGAUACACAAUCUGUUCGAACUAUGUCAGGUCCCUUGGGCCCUCCUGACAGGAAUGCUGCUUCAUCUCCAUAUGUUGACCCAAGACAACCUGUCCCUGUAAGAAUUGUGGACCCUUCCAAGGAUUUGAACUCUUAUGGUCUUGGAACCGUUGACUGGAAAGAAAGGGUUGAAGGCUGGAAGUUGAAGCAGGAGAAGAAUAUGAUACAGGUAAAUGGUAAAUACCAUGAAGGGAAGGGAGGAGAAAUUGAAGGGACUGGUUCGAAUGGCGAAGAACUCCAAAUGGCUGAUGAUGCUAGGCUUCCUAUGAGCCGUAUCGUGCCUAUCCCAUCCUCCCACGUGACACCAUAUCGAGUUGUGAUUGUUCUUCGGCUUAUCAUCUUGGGAUUCUUCUUGCAAUACCGUACAACUCAUCCCGUCAAAGAUGCAUAUGCCUUGUGGUUGACAUCAGUUAUUUGUGAGAUCUGGUUUGCAUUUUCUUGGCUUCUUGACCAGUUUCCAAAGUGGUAUCCCAUUAACAGGGAGACUUAUCUCGACAGGCUCGCUUUAAGAUAUGAUCGGGAAGGUGAACCUUCGCAGCUAGCUCCUGUUGAUGUGUUUGUUAGUACGGUGGACCCGAUGAAAGAACCUCCUCUUGUAACAGCUAACACGGUUCUCUCAAUUCUUUCUGUGGACUACCCGGUUGACAAAGUAGCUUGUUAUGUUUCUGAUGAUGGUUCAGCUAUGCUAACCUUUGAAGCCCUCUCUGAAACUUCAGAGUUUGCAAAGAAAUGGGUUCCUUUCUGCAAGAAGUUCAACAUUGAACCUAGAGCCCCCGAGUUUUAUUUUUCCCAAAAGAUAGAUUACUUGAAAGACAAGAUCCAACCGUCUUUUGUUAAAGAGCGACGUGCAAUGAAGAGAGAGUAUGAGGAGUUUAAGGUGAGGAUCAAUGCCCUUGUGGCCAAAGCACAGAAGAUGCCUGAAGAAGGCUGGACAAUGCAGGAUGGUACUCCGUGGCCUGGUAAUAACCCGAGAGACCAUCCGGGAAUGAUCCAGGUGUUCUUAGGUCACAGUGGAGGCCUUGAUACUGAUGGAAAUGAGCUGCCUAGGCUCAUCUACGUUUCUCGUGAAAAGCGACCUGGAUUUCAGCAUCACAAGAAGGCUGGAGCUAUGAAUGCACUGAUCCGUGUUUCAGCUGUUCUUACCAACGGGGCGUAUCUGUUGAACGUGGAUUGUGAUCACUACUUCAACAACAGCAAAGCUCUUAAAGAAGCAAUGUGUUUCAUGAUGGACCCUGUUAUCGGAAAGAAGUGUUGCUAUGUGCAGUUCCCACAACGUUUUGAUGGUAUUGACUUGCACGAUCGAUAUGCCAACAGAAACAUCGUGUUCUUUGACAUUAACUUGAAGGGGUUGGAUGGUAUCCAGGGUCCAGUUUAUGUGGGUACUGGUUGUUGUUUCAAUAGGCAGGCUCUGUAUGGUUAUGACCCUGUCUUGACAGAAGAAGAUCUUGAACCGAAUAUUAUUGUGAAGAGUUGUUGCGGGUCAAGGAAGAAAGGAAAGAGCGGCAAGAAGAGUAAUUACGACAAAAAGAGAGGAGGAAUCAUCAAAAGAAGUGACUCGAAUGCUCCCCUUUUCAAUAUGGAAGACAUCGAAGAGGGUUUCGAAGGCUAUGAUGAUGAGAGGUCACUUCUAAUGUCUCAGAAGAGUCUCGAGAAGCGUUUUGGCCAGUCUCCGGUAUUUAUAGCAGCUACCUUCAUGGAACAGGGCGGUAUUCCACCAACGACCAAUCCCGCAACUCUUCUGAAAGAAGCAAUUCAUGUUAUCAGCUGCGGUUACGAGGACAAGACGGAAUGGGGCAAAGAGAUCGGUUGGAUCUACGGUUCUGUGACAGAAGAUAUUCUUACCGGGUUCAAAAUGCAUGCCCGAGGCUGGAUGUCGGUAUACUGCAUGCCUCCACGGCCUGCAUUCAAGGGUUCUGCACCAAUCAAUCUUUCGGAUCGUCUCAAUCAAGUUCUUCGAUGGGCUUUGGGUUCUAUCGAGAUUCUGCUGAGUAGACAUUGUCCCAUAUGGUAUGGUUACAAUGGAAGGUUGAAGCUUUUGGAGAGACUCGCCUACAUCAACACCAUCGUCUAUCCUAUUACUUCCAUCCCGCUGAUAGCUUACUGUAUGCUCCCAGCUUUUUGCCUCAUCACCAACAAGUUCAUCAUACCCGAGAUAAGCAAUUUCGCUAGCAUGUGGUUCAUUCUGCUUUUCAUAUCAAUCUUUGCGACGGGAAUCUUGGAGCUAAGAUGGAGCGGAGUGAGCAUCGAGGACUGGUGGAGGAAUGAGCAGUUCUGGGUCAUCGGUGGAACUUCUGCCCAUCUCUUUGCCGUCUUCCAAGGUCUCCUCAAAGUCCUCGCGGGUAUCGACACCAAUUUCACAGUCACUUCCAAAGCCUCUGAUGAAGACGGAGACUUUGCCGAGCUCUACGUCUUCAAAUGGACGUCGCUUCUCGUCCCUCCCACCACAGUCUUGAUCGUGAACCUUGUUGGGAUCGUGACUGGCGUCUCUUACGCCAUAAACAGCGGGUACCAGUCCUGGGGCCCACUCUUCGGGAAGCUAUUCUUCGCCCUUUGGGUCAUUGCCCAUUUGUACCCUUUCUUGAAGGGUCUCUUGGGGAGACAGAACAGAACUCCAACCAUUGUCAUUGUCUGGUCCAUCCUUCUUGCAUCCAUCUUCUCCUUGCUCUGGGUUCGGAUCAACCCCUUCGUCUCAACCACCUCGAGCACCAAUGUCAAUGGCCAAUGCGGCGUCAACUGUUAGAUCGGUAUUCCCUCGUCUGUCAUGAUAUCAUCUCAACAAGCUCACACUAUCUCCAGGAAAAACCCUAAACCUGGGGGGGGGGGGGGUCUUGUAAGGACUUCGAAGUGUUUUCAUGGGAACUUGUUCGGUUGGAAUUUGUAGUUUUGUGUUCGCACUCUUUGUAUUGUAACGUUAAAUUAUGUAACUUUAUAUGGAAAAAUGUGAUCUGUUAUUCUUUCUUAAA
Tarenaya hassleriana is the source of this 3673-nucleotide messenger RNA. Its product is annotated as cellulose synthase A catalytic subunit 1 [UDP-forming]. The transcript has 14 exons. The coding region runs from base 193 to 3450 and encodes 1085 amino acids. Gene Ontology annotation, molecular function: cellulose synthase (UDP-forming) activity. Gene Ontology annotation, cellular component: trans-Golgi network; plasma membrane. Gene Ontology annotation, biological process: plant-type primary cell wall biogenesis; cellulose biosynthetic process. The record is from RefSeq and is a predicted model, not a curated record. Lineage: Eukaryota; Viridiplantae; Streptophyta; Magnoliopsida; Brassicales; Cleomaceae.